Messenger RNA from Mesorhabditis spiculigera, 870 nucleotides. Lineage: Eukaryota; Metazoa; Nematoda; Chromadorea; Rhabditida; Rhabditidae. The record is from the annotation of a GenBank genome assembly.
AUGAAGCGCUUGGCCGAGGAGGCGGUCGAGAAUUCAAGGUUGAUCUCGGCGCAAAACAUCUAUGCCGAUGGUCUCUCGAUCAGCGACACUUUGAGAGAAAAAGCGGACGCUUUCGAGAGACACUUUGAGGAAUACCUGCCCCUCGCUCGAAUCUACAACGAGAAGUUGACGGACCUCGCCGACCAGAAUCAAGCGUUGAUCCGCCAAUUCAAGAAGGGUCUCGCCAUUGCUGAGAGCCCAGAGAAGAGCGAAGAGGCGGAAUUCUGCAACCACGAUUACCGCGGGGCAAUAUCCGAUGGUUCUUACGGCCUUACGACGCUGCUCGGCACUUAUCGUCGCUAUGUCGACCUGUACAAUGAGGCCAACGAAAAUGUCAAGAAGAGCCUGAGCGGCGAGUUAAUCCAGAAGUCGCUAUGCGGCAAAUGCAAGAAGCGAAUCGGGCAGGUCGAGGAUCGCUGCGACAAUUCGAUUCAUUGUGGCACUUGUUCGAUGCGCGAGCAUCGGGCUCACCAGGUGGUGGACAUCGGCCUGGAGAAGUUGAAGAAACUCGAGGAGCAAACGGCGGGUGCUGUCGAGCAGCAGUAUGAUGGAGUGAAGGGCAUGGUUCGGCUCAUCCACGAGCAAAUUGACGAGAAUGUGAAGCGGUUGGCCAAGGAGGCGAUCGAUAAUUCGAAGGUGAUUUCAACGCAAAAGGUCUACUCAAAUGGUGUCACGAUCAGUGAUGCUCUGCGCAAGAACGCCGACGAUUUCGAGAAGCAUUUCGAGGACUACCUGCCCUGCGCUCGAAUCUACAAUGAAAAACUGAUGGAGCUGGCCGAUGAAAAUCUGACACAGAAGCUGGUCAAGUCGUUGAGACUUCGGCAGAGCCUG